AUGUUACACAAGAUCGUUGUAAAUGCCUACAAUCUUUGGGUCGUGGUCUUUGUGGCCAUUGGUACCAUUGCCAGUGCCUACGGCCUGGCCAUCAUCGGGUCGACCGUCGGCCAGCCCAAUUUCUAUACCUACUUUAACCUGGCGGCCCAGGGUGAACCAGGUUAUGCGCACACUACCAACAUGAUCGGAGCCCUCAAUGGCAUAAAUUCGGCGGGCGCAAUUGUGGGAUGCAUCUUCCAGGCCUGGGCUGCAGACUUCUAUGGUCGUAAGCGGACUAUGCAGGCUGGAUGUGUCGUGCUCAUCGUUGGCGGUGUAUUGUGCUCUGGUGCAGUGGACAUGGCCAUGUUCCUCGUGGGCCGCUUUGUCGCCGGUAUGGGCGCUGCCAUCCUUGCAUGCAUCGUACCCAUCUACCAAGCCGAAGUGUCGACAGCAGAGACCCGCGGCGCCAUGGUGGCUGUUACUGGCAUCAUGUACGCUGUCGGGUAUACCCUAGCUGGCUGGUUAGGGUUUGCCUGCUAUUACAUGUCUGCCAAGAACCCGGCAGCCUCCUUCGCCUGGAGAUUCCCACUGGCGUUUCAGAUUACUUUCCCUCUGAUCGUCCUGGCGGGCAGUUCCUUCAUCCCGUUUUCUCCUCGCUGGCUACUGCAACAAGGACGUCGAGAAGAGGCCUUUGAGAUUGUCAAGCGUCUGCACAGGACCCCCGACGAUAUCAACGAUUCCCGAGCCAAGCAAGAAUUCCACUUGAUCGAGAAACAGUUCAUUCACGAUAAGGCUAUGACGACGCGGUCAUUCGAGCUCUUCCGCACGGCUGCCAACCGCCGACGAGCCAUGGUGGCCUUCAUGCUGAUGUGGGGCGACCAGUUCCUGGGGGUAUUCGUGAUGGCAAACUACGGGGUCCUCAUUUACGCAAGUCUCGGAUUGGGAGGCUCAAUCCCACUCCUGCUCAACGCAUGCUGGGUUAGCUUCACGCUCAUAGGCAACACCUGGACUGCAUUUUACGUCGACCGCGUAGGCCGGCGGACGAUAUCAAAACUAGCCGUCUCACAGCUAGUGGAUCGGAUCCGCCUGUUGGAAAAUACAUUGACGGAACAUGGCAUUCCAGUUCCAUCAUCGCAGCCGCCGCAGUCAAAUUGUGCGCCGCAAGACUCCCCAGAAAAUGUGCCAGACCUUAGCGGCUGGUCGGCACUGUCGCUUUUGAAUGAUCCUGCAGAGGAAAGAGACGAUCGUGAACGUGCACUAAUCGAACGAAUCGAUCAGGGAAAUACAUUGACUCCGGGGUUGGAUCCCGACAUCGAGCUUCUCGUAAAGCGGACUGGAUCCCUUCAGUUUACGGAGCAUGGACAGCUCAGGUACUUCGGCACCACUUCGAAUGUCCACUUCCUUCGCACCGCUAUUCCCUUUCAGCCGCAGCUCUAUCAGAAUGCGCAGGACCAAAUGCCAAACGCGUGGCUGGAACAAGCUGGCGUUGGGCAUACAAUCCCUCGAGAAUUUGAAGAUCAUUUGAUCAAGUUGUACUUCACCUGGGAGAAUCCCUACUUCAAUGUAGUGAACCAAAAUGCGUUUUUGAAUGCCCGUCGACAGGCAGAGUUCGGCUUGAGCUCAGACUCGAUGGUAGCCUCUUGCUACUCGGAACUACUUGUUAAUGCCAUGUGA
Molecule: messenger RNA, 1653 nt
Organism: Penicillium lagena
Lineage: Eukaryota; Fungi; Ascomycota; Eurotiomycetes; Eurotiales; Aspergillaceae
Product: MFS transporter
Exons: 2
Coding region: 1-1653 (550 amino acids)
Biological process (GO): transmembrane transport; carbohydrate transport
Cellular component (GO): membrane
Molecular function (GO): carbohydrate:proton symporter activity
Source: RefSeq, a predicted model, not a curated record